AAAUAUGUGUCGGCGCGAUUGUUUUGUUUCCUCUCGCUACACGGACAUUUCUCUACAUUCGUUAAGCCUAUUUGCAUUUGUAAGGAUAAUAACUUUGGUACUCAUCUGACCAUUUGGAAAACCACUGGACACAAACUAUGUUAAAUUCAUAAUGCCCUCUUGAGUAUUGUUUACAAGAAUUCAGAAGCAAAGUACGUUGGCUAUUGGACAGAUUGGUCACAUCUCACGAGAAUAUUUUCAACCGUACUGCUAAACUUAGAUCAUUAUUAAUUCAGAACGGCGCAGAGCAGUUGUUGCAGUCAUACGGCCGGAAAAACGCGAUUUGAAUCGCGUAAGAGAAAAAGGUUCGCUCUUUCUUUUUAAAUGAAGCUUCAACGGGGUACAUUCUAAAGUAUAACGGUAAAAAAUGUCUCAUACAUCCUCUUGGAGUUACACUGAUAAUGAAUUCGGUAAGUAAUUCAAAAUAAUUAAACCUGGCUUGUAACCGUCGAUUUUUCUUUGAAUUUUUAUGUAUUGUUAAGAAUUUUAUCCAUGUAUCAUAAGCUAGCGAUUAAACACGACCUACUUUCGUGAAUUCACUGUUAAUCCAAGGGGAACUGACCGAUAUUUCCUUCCGAAUCAAAAUCGUAUCACUUCUGUUGUGAGCAUGAAUUUCUUGGGUAUCUCCCUUAGUCAUCGCUAAAUCUAUUUUCGUCCAUUUAAAGCUGAAAUUUACAUCUGAAGUUCCUUUCUUGAAGAAUCAAUUUUGGAAAGAAGAAAGUCUUUACAUUCUUUUACGUCCAAACUAAUUCCAAAAACAAACAAAGGAGCAAAUAGGAUGUUAAGAUGUAACUUUGAAACGCUAGAACAUCUCGAAAUCGAUUUUCGUUCAUCACAUCCUUUGCUAAAUCGAAGAAGGUUUAAGUUGGGUUUUGUUAUGGUUUUACACCGAAGUUAAAUAUGCGGUUGAAAGUCCAGUCGAAGCUCUCAGUAAGGGGUGUCGCUGUAUUUUAUCAAUAUAUCACUAUUCAAAGCUGGUUUGAACACACUUCAACUAAGAAACACCGCUAGUUUAUAUCACAUACUAAAAAAAAUAGAGCUAUAGCAGUUAUGUUCAAUAACAGAAUGCUAUUUCGAAUUGAAUGCGUGUCGACAAAAAAAUACAUGCUCUCGAAAAUUUAGAGAGUUGACUAGGAAACUAUUAAUGGCGACAUCAGAUGUUUUCUUCCACAUCGGGAGAGCCCUCAUUAUGCUUUCUAAAUCAUGUUUUCCUGCGACUCUUAUAUUUUUACUCAGCAGGAAAAUGUUUUUCAAAACUCCUUUAAAAUCUUUCUCUUUUUCAAUUUGCAUAUGUAUGAACAUAAAUUCGUAAAGGAAGACACCUAACUUCGGUCUGUGGCCUAAACAAUCAAAUAUUAAUCCAUAAGGAAUAAUGCGCUAUUUCAGGUCCUCACACUUGGCAGGAUCGCUACAAAGUCGCCGAAGGUAAUUUGCAGUCUCCGAUUAACAUCGACACCGAAGCAGCGAAAGGAGACACCAUCGUGGAAGCGAUUAAGUUCAAUUACUUGCCCAUGAAGAACAGCACCAUUACUAAUGAUGGACGACAUUUGCAAAUCACAUUAUCAAGAAAUGAUUCAGGUAAAUUUUAAAUCCAUCUUAUCGUAGCCUUGAGCUGAUAUGCAAAUAUAAAACUUACUCCAAAUUAGAAGAACACCAGCCCACAGGAUUAAUAUUGAAAUAUUGUUAUGGCAUAUUGAAAACAUUGAAUUACAUUCGCCGUUUGCGACUAAUUUGCGUAAUUGCAUGUUCUCAGAGGAGUGCACAAAACAUAUAUAUAUAUAUAUGUAUAUACGAGAACUGAACUAAAUCUAAGUGUUUAUUUAUAGCCGUUAUUAUUUUCAUUUUGACACUAUAAUUUUUGUAUUUCUUUUACGCGACCUGCAAGAAGUUAUGUUUCCCGAGGUCAGUCCAAGUCUAUUCUAUCCUGUAGUAAUGAAUAAACUUAUUGUGGCAAUCACACAGCUUCAACAUCAGUAAUGUCAAAUUGAACCGUUCACUUGAAAACUUGCCCCCUCAUUUUCCGAGAGGAAUGAAAGUGCUUUGAGUAGAACACUGUAAUUCUUCGAGAAGUAAUACACAUUAGAUUUAAUGAAGAACCAGAACAAAUCCGAUAUAUAUUCCGUAUGCAUGAUGUUGAUUAUAAAUAAAAUUAUUUAUGCAUUAUCAUUUAAUUUAAUUUCUCUUACCUUCGAUGGUACAUUUUAUAUAUAUAUAUAUAUAUAGGAUUGAAUAAGUUUCUUUGAAUCAUAAACGACCAGGAUUGUAUUGCUAUUACUACGCGUCAGUGGUUAGACUUAUUUCUUAGUUAAGAAGCUCAGAAAAUUUACUGAAAUAUAGUUUUAAAUCGGUGAAUCAAAAAAUCAAGUGCGUUUAAAAUAUAAAUAGCUCUCUCCCUCUUAAUUGAGUUGAUUAAUUGUGAUCUGACGGGCGCAUGCGUAGGAUCUAGUUUCCUUUGAACAGCUUUGACAUUGGAAACAUAACAGCAAGGAACCACGGAUGUAACCUUGGUUUCCACUGAGAAAGUUCGAGAACUCCUCUCAUGAAAUAUUGUGAAAAAAUAAAGCAAUUCUGGUUCGUUUAAUUCCUCCUGAAAAUUGCUUUUGCUCUAAUCAACGCCUGCCUCUGUUUCAAAACCUAAAAAUUACUAUCUUUCGGAAAUGAGAAAAUUGAAGUGUGAAAUAGUGUUCUUUAUGCCGACUUCUUUACAGGUUCAAAUUGAAACAGUUACGAGGGUGUUAUUGAAAAGAGAUAAAUUUACUUCAAUCUGGCAAUCUAAGAAAAAUAUGAAGCUAUUGAAGACGUCUCCCUGUGUGAUUCGCACCAAUAGCAUUCAAUAUCAAAUCGGAAAUGAGUUUCCUCAGUAUUACCCCACCAUGGCACAUGAUGGCCGCCCUUUACAUAUUAUCAACAUUAUAUUUGCCACUGUGUUAGAACGCCCUGAUAUCAAUAAUAGUCAAAACAAUUACGCAGCUUAAAGCAAAGGUAAAUGGUACAGUUCGAGGGGCAGUGUUAACAUUGCCUGGAUUCCAACCUUGAAUGUUGUAUGUUUGGAAAGUUAACAUCUUAACUUUUUUUCCUCUUGUAUCAAGAACUUUUCUUUCUUUACAAAGCCAACCGAGCCGUUAGAUCUUGAUUAGGACGAAGAAAUUUAUUGGAUGGAAAGCCACAACUUGAAUAUUGAAAAACCGCUGCGUUAUUCCAUAUAUUAGGAUACUUCGUCUGCUUCAUUUUUCUCUCGUAAAAGUUUCUCGAGAGUCAGUGAGCCUGCUUUAAAAAGUUUUAUCGAGAUGAUAAAUUUUUUUUUCCGGUGGAAAAGACCCAGCCACAAACUAUGCACGUUAUACCAAAGCUUCUCCCACCACAGUCAGACUUUGAAGGUGUACCAUACGAGAGUUGUGACUAAUUUUGCAGUAGGUAUGCUACUGUAACGUUUUGAGGAAGUUGAAGCAUUUUUCCCUCUUUCUUUAGUUGUAACAGGAGGCCCAUUGACAGACACAUACCAAUUGGCUAUCAUACGCUUCCGCUGGGGUCAUGACAACAACUCCGGAUCGGAACACGCAAUCAAUGAUCAAAAUUAUCCAUUGGAGGUAAUACACUUCACUAUCAAAGAGGAUGCAUCUCUACUUAGUGUUGAUUAUUCUGAGAAGGGUUUUUUAAAUUUACCUCGCUUUCCAUUUCGUCUGCUGUUUUUUUCCUCUCUGGACUUACACUGGAUUUUAAGAGGUAUCUAUAUCUACCGGACUCCGCUGUCUCCUCCUUUGAUUAUUCGCCUUCGACCCUUUUUUUUUGGGUGGUAGGAUAAGUCAUAAUUUUGCAGACUCAUAAGAAUUACACCAGUCGCCAUAUUUUCUUUCCUCUAAACUGUGGCUCAGUGAAAGAGCAUCGGUGCGAGGAAAUCCGAAGGUUUUUCUUUGUCUACCACGUGGCAAGACUAACAACAUCUCUUUCGUGGUACUCUAUUGUGAACAGGUUCAGCUCAUCCAUUGGAACAAAAAGCUGUAUAAAAAUAUUGGUGAAGCUAUGGGAGGAGAAAAUGGCUUAUGUAUCAUAGGACUUCUGUACCAGGUAAGGUUAAGAUUUGUUGAGACGAGUGUUAGAUUUAAGGUGCGAUCCAAGUCUGCUUGAAACAGAAGACCUUGCGCUAACUUGCAAUCAGCUUCUGGUCGAGGGUGCUUAUUGUUCCUCUGAUUCCCGUUUCGUACGUAUGCUAAUUGAUGCUAAUUGUGUUCUAUCACCUUACCGUUCUUUUGUAUAAGUCCACCUUUCAGUUUAUCUGUCUAUCCCAGUGGCGGAUUUAGGGAAGGGACCCAAGGGACACCCCCCUCCUCCCCCCUUAGCUCAAGGUCUGGAUCCGCGACUGUAUCCGUAAGUUAGCUGGUUAGCUGUCUGUCUGUUCGCUUGUCUGUUCACUUGCUUGUCCGCAUGCGCGUCUGUAUGUAUAUCUGACCGUUUGUCUGCCUACAAGUGUCCCCAACUUUUGCGUUAUUUCUUCAACUCGCACGCUUGUUUGUUUGUUUGCAAACUAACCAGCGACCUCCCACAUGAGUCUCCGGACCCCCUGGCGUUAUCAAAAACCUUAAUAAGUCAAUAUCACAAACACGACUUCAUCCUUUGCUAUAAGCACAAAUAUAGGAUACACGGAAUGACGUGAGUUAACCCUAUGUGGUAUUAUUCCAUGGCAGGUGUCAGAUGAUGAAAAUGAGGGCCUAAUGCCAGUUAUAAAAUUGCUGUCUAGAGAGGAAAAUAAGGUAAGAUGAUUUGUAUUCGAUUUUUAAUGGAAUGGCAGUGAGGACCAUUCGAUCUCCCAUCCUGGCGUUCUUCGCCAAAUAAUCGUUUCAUCGUCCAAUGUUCAGCCUGUUAACAACCCACAUAUCGAUACUGUUAUAUUUACAGGGCUGCUUUUCAUUGGAGGUGAAAUCUACCAUCGAUCCAACUUGCUUUAUAAAAGGUUUGCUCAAGUUUCAAAAUGAAAUCUUUAUGUAAACUGAGUCAUACUGAGCAGCUUCAUGAGAAAUCAGAGUUUUAAUCCUUCACUGAUUUCAUUUUUACAAUAAACUAUACAUUAAAAUGAUUCAUAUAUUACUUUUUAAAAGUUUGCUGCGGGUUUUAAUUGAAGUCUAUUAGGUAUACCGGAAACAACCUAAAAAAGGACAGCUCGAAAGGUCGCUGGUUAUUCAUGGCAAUAGAUUAUCUCUACGUCUGACUGAAGGUGGAAAAACACAGUUAAUCUGUUCCACAAUGUACUUUAUGGGAUGGCAUGAUGUUGUGAUUGAAUAGGAUUCUUUUGAUCGAGAGAUUAGAGAGAAUUUGAAAACAAAUAAAUACUUUAUUGAAUGUGACUUAUUGAGCGAAAGACAAACAGAGAGGACUGAACCGACUUUAUUUCUGACUUGUUUACUCACAGCAGACAAUAAAAAUGCAACAAAGGAAUAAAGAUAAAGUUUAUUAAAACUUUGAAAAAAAAAAUUGGCGCAUGCGUAUUUUGGGCGCCGUAUUUUUUCUUUUGCAUCAGCAAUUUCUGAAUACGAAAAUGAUCAUUACAACCUGAUUUCACACUGGUUAUCUUCCUGAUAGAUAUGACAUCAUACUGGACAUAUCAAGGCUCGCUCACGACUCCUCCAAUGAGUGAGAAUGUCACAUGGAUAAUAUCAGAAAAUAUCAUGAAAAUAUCCGAGAAACAGGUCAGUUUAUUGCUUUCUAUGUGAGCGUUUACUUUGUUUAUCAUGACACUGAACGGACGUCGUGAAAAAAUGGCAAGCGAUAAUGCUCAAUAAAGCAUCUUAAAGAUGUCUUUUAUAGUGAUCCAAUCUAAUGCCAUUUAAUUGGCAGGAAGUUCUUUGGUCUGGUAAUAAUGCCUUGGCAUGAGAAUUCAAACACUCUGAGACAAAAAUGGAGCCGCGGGGGUUGGGCCAGUUGUUCUACUCAAAGUAAUCAAAACAUUCCGGUGUAAAACAUUUUGAACAAACAAACUAAUGAGCAAAAGAAACAGAUACCGACCGAAUUUAAAAAAGAACUUGACAGUCCACAGCCAGAUAUAAAGGCAAUGCAAUGAGCUUGCUAAAAUGUAUCCGCUAUCACAAUAGGGUUUGCUACCGAAAUAAAGUUAUGACGAAUUUUUUGAUACCUUGUUAAUUAACCGCCCAGCAUAGAGACAUUUAAACGAAAGGCAAAAUUAAUCUUUUUUGUCGCUCCUGACAGCUAAGUGCGUUUCGUAAUGUUCGCAACAGUUGUGGGGAACUUAUGGCUGGUCACUGCAGACCCCUUUGUCCAUUGAAUGGGCGACCCGUUAGGCUCUGUGUCAUGAAUAACAAUAAAAAUAUCGAGGACCACCAAGAAAAUGAUGACAUUCUCGCUAAGGACUGCGACGAUGACAAAGAAAAUGAGAUUUUAGAUGAGAAUGCGAAUCAUAACUGUGACGAUAAUGGGCCAGAUGGGACAGACAAGGGCUACUUUGAGGACAUCUACAAGUUGGAAGCGAUGGGCGACCAUAUCGACCUGGAGGCGCAUUAGGUAAGACAUUGGUGGUCCAUGCAAAGCUGGGUUUAUCUAUCGAAACAAAACUUGCUGUAAACAUAACCUUGUCAACUACAUGAUAUUCAGAAGAUCCAAUGCAGAUAGAUUCCUAUCAUUUAUAUAUGACAAUAAAUGUUUGUUUAGACAGUCUCAAGGUCAUUAUUAAUAACUAAGAAAGUAACUGAACGUAUCUGAAAGUAACCGUCCCAACCGACUCUGUGAACUAAAGAAUACUAUUAAUAAUGCAAAUAAAGAUGAUACGAGCUUAGUGACUGGUUUCUGUAAAGGAAAGCUCCAC
Molecule: messenger RNA, 6850 nt
Organism: Pocillopora meandrina
Lineage: Eukaryota; Metazoa; Cnidaria; Anthozoa; Scleractinia; Pocilloporidae
Source: the annotation of a GenBank genome assembly